UUCUCUGGGGCAGUGGGUAUGAGGUUAGUCUUAUACAUAGUCUCGCGGCCAUUGUACUGCUCUUUUAACACCCCUCACAGCCGCAGAUAGAGCUCUGGUACGUGGGCUAUAACCGCAAUAUGCUCUGCAGCCUAUGUAACGGCAUCGAGGGCAAUUACAAGCCGACCGCAAAUUGGGCCACCCUCGAACUCAACAUUACUGCCCUCACCUCCUCACACCUAGCCACCGCACCCACACCAACCAACUACAGUAUGAUCGCCGUCGAAGCCGGCUACGCCAUCUUCUACCAGACACCGGCCGACAAACUCGCCGUAUCCAUCACGCAGCUCGACUCGCCCGACCGCCCGGCCGGCUUCCACCAACCCUGGCCGACCACCCUCCCGGACAUCACCCUACCCAAGCGGGCGCCCAUCGCCGCCUUCUCGAUCGCCCGCCCGGGCGACACCCUGCAGCGCGUCGACACGACGGUGCUGUACCUCGAUGCCGACGCUAACAUCAACGUGCUGUCGUCACCCGAGGCGUUGAUGGCGGGCUGGACGAUGGCCAAGCCUGAGGCGCUGCGCGGUGCGGAUAAGGAUACGGAUAUCGCGUGUCUGAACAUGGCCACGUCGGAGUAUAAUGCGGCUGAGGUGCCGGUGGCGCUGGAGGCGGCGUCGGAGGAUACGAGGUGCUACUUUCAGAGGGAGGGGAGCGUGGUGGAGGUGUGGUUGGAUGUGGAAAGGGGAGAGUGGGUGGUUAUGGGAAGUGUGCCUAUUCCGUGAUCUUGCUAUACAUACCCGUUUCUUUCGUCCUUGUUUUUCUUGUGGUUUUGGGGGGUCCGUUUCCGUCCAUCGGCCAGUGGGUGAUCUAUUGGCGUUGGGACUGUAAUAUAUUACGAGGGUGGUUAUUUAUUGUUUAGGAUCGAUCACGAAUGUCUAUUUGGACACGGCUGUUGCAUUGAGA
This is a messenger RNA of Chaetomium fimeti, 942 nucleotides long. RefSeq lists its product as uncharacterized. The transcript has a single exon. The record is from RefSeq and is a predicted model, not a curated record. NCBI's taxonomy places the organism in Eukaryota, Fungi, Ascomycota, Sordariomycetes, Sordariales, Chaetomiaceae. The coding region runs from base 120 to 761 and encodes 213 amino acids.